GCUGCUGAUUCUGCCGCUCCCAUUGGUCAGUGGGAGUGAUCGGGUUAGGUUGCACUCUGAGCUGUCAGUGUCGCGCUUUCCCUCCAGGUGUGGGCCCUUGGUGAUGGCGUCUGGUUGUCGCAGAGUCUGGGUCGCUUGGCAGAGGUUGUUGACAGAGUGAGCCCCUGUGGCACCGAGAGCUGGACUCCGACAGGCUCGUCCUGGGCCGGCCCCGUGUUGUUUGGAUGCGCUGAGGGAAUAUGGCCACCAUGGAGAAGCUGAUGAGGGCGUUUGAGUCUCUUAAGUCCUUUCAGCAGCAGCAAGUACCGGUGGUACCCGAAGAGCCGGCACCCAAAGCGAAGAAAGAUCCUUCAACAAACAAGAAAGAUCGUGUCAAUCACUGUCUAACAAUUUGUGAAAACAUUGUUGCACAGUCUUUAAGGAAUUCUCCCGAGUUCCAGAAGCUGCUGGGUAUUGCCAUGGAGCUGUUCCUACUGUGCAGCGAUGACGCAGAGUCUGAUGUGCGGAUGGUUGCUGAUGAAUGCCUCAAUAAAGUGGUGAAGGCUUUAAUGGACUCUAAUCUCCCGAGGCUGCAGUUAGAACUUUACAAGGAAAUUAAAAAGAAUGGUGCACCACGAAGCCUGCGAGCUGCUCUCUGGAGAUUUGCUGAGCUUGCUCACCUGGUUCGGCCCCAGAAAUGCAGACCAUACCUGGUAAAUCUGCUUCCCUGCCUCACAAGAAUAAGCAAACGACACGAGGAGUCUGUGCAGGAGACUCUAGCUGCUGCUAUCCCCAAGAUCAUGGCCGCCUUUGGCAACUUUGCAAAUGACAAUGAAAUCAAGGUUCUUCUGAAAGCAUUUAUAGCAAAUCUGAAAUCUAGUUCUCCCGCUAUCCGCCGAACAGCAGCUGGUUCUGCAGUGAGCAUCUGUCUGCAUUCUCGAAGAACUCAGUACUUCUACACAUGGCUUCUCAACGUGCUCUUGGGUCUUCUUAUCCCUGUUGAGGAUGAACACCCAACGCUUUUAAUUCUGGGAGUUUUACUAACACUACGGUACCUGAUGCCACUACUACAACAGCAGGUGAAAGACACAAGUCUGAAAGGCAGCUUCGGUGUAACACAGAAAGAGGCGGACAUUUCUCCUUCUGCCGAGCAGCUCAUACAGAUUUAUGAGUUGACCUUACAUUAUACGCAACACAGGGAUCACAAUGUUGUGACUGGUGCUCUGGAGUUACUACAGCAGAUAUUUAGAACACCACCCCUGGACCUUCUCCAUGUACUGACCACACCUGGCAGUAUAGAGCAGGUCAGUGUUUGCAGAGAUGAGCCAUACAGCCGGAGCCGGAGUGGGAGUAUAGUGGAAUUAAUAGAGGCUGUGUUGCCCGAGUUUACCAGGUCUUCUUGUGUAGCUGGUGGGAGUUCUACCUGCAGCCCUGUAAUUGCAAGGAAGCAAAAAGGCAAAAUACAUUUGGGAGAAGAGGAAGGGUUAGAUGAUGAUUUAGAAGGAAAAUCUGAUGCCCCUGCUACACCUUUUGCUGCUACAAAGAAUGAAGUCCCUUCUGAUGUGACCAACCUCUCUUCGACAGCACCUGGUGCCAAUCUUGAAGGCGCAUCUCAUGACAUCAUCACGGAGCAGCCACGAUCCCAGCACACACUGCAGUCAGACUCCGUGGAUAUAAGCAGUUCGGACUUGGCUAGCACCGUCACUGAAGGGGAUGAAGAGGACAUUCUAAGUCAUAGUUCCAGCCAAAUCAGCACUGUUCAGUCUGAUACAAAUAUGGAACUGAAUGAGGGAACCACCCAGGCUUCCUCCCCAGUGAGCGAUAGCUCGCAAACCACCACAGAAGGUCCAGACUCUGCUGUGACCCCUUCGGACAGUUCUGAAAUUGUUUUAGAUGCUGCUGAAAGCCAGUAUUCCGGGAUGCAGAUUGGGCAGCUGCAAGAUGAGGAGGAUGAAGGAGCUAUUCUUCACCAAGAAGAAGCCGGGGAACAUUUUGGGAGUUCUUCCUUAGGUUUAAAUCAAACUCAUCUUUUAAAAACCAUGGGCCAUAGCCGACAGUCCUCUGACAGUAGCGUGGAGCGCUUUGUACCCAAGGAGGAACCUGUGGAUCCUGGCGAUCUGGAAAACAAACCUUCAAGAAUAAAGGGAGAUAUUGGGCACUAUAUGGAUAAAGAUGCUGCUCCUUUAAUUCACUGCGUACGACUCCUGUCAGCUUCCUUUCUGCUCACUGGACAGAAAAGUGUGCUUGUUCCAGACAGAGACGUACGGGUCAGUGUAAAAGCCUUGGCUGUCAGUUGUGUUGGGGCAGCUGUUGCUUUGUUACCAGAAUCUUUCUUCAGCAAACUGUACAAACUGCCCACUGAAACUACUGAAUCUCAAGAAAUACAGUAUGUUUCAGAUAUUCUUAAUUAUAUUAACCACGGAGAUCCUCAGGUUAGAGGAGCUACAGCAAUCCUUUCCGGGACCAUUGUCUUUUCUGUGCUUAGUAAAGCACACUUUGAAGCAGAAACCUGGAUUUCAAAGGUUAAAGCCAAUACAGGCAAUACGUUUUCUGUGCAAGAUUGCAUUCCAUUACUGCAAAAAUCCCUGAAGGAUGAAUCUUCUGUGACAUGCAAGUUGGCUUGUAUGGCUGUCAGGCACUGCAUAAUGACUCUGUGCUGCAGCACAUACAGUGAGCUGGGAUUGCAACUCAUUAUUGAUCUGCUCACCCUGAAGAACAGCUCCUACUGGCUUGUCAGAACCGAGCUUUUGGAAACUCUCGCAGAGAUUGAUUUUAGAUUAGUCAAUUUUAUGGAAGCAAGAACUGAAAAUCUGCACAGAGGACUUCAUUAUUACACUGGGUUGUUGCAUCUUCAGGAUCGGGUACUGAACAAUGUUAUCAUCAGCCUUCUUGGGGAUGACGAUGCCAGAGUUAGACAUGUAGCAGCAGCUUCCUUAGCAAGGCUUGUGCCCAAAUUGUUUUACAAUUGCGACCAGGUCCAGGCCGAUCCUGUUGUAGCAGCAGCAAGAGACCAAAGCAGUAUUUAUCUUAAACUUCUCAUGCAUGAGACCCAACCUCCAUCCCACUUUGCAGUCAGCACUAUCACAAGGAUCUACAGAGGAUACAAUAUACAGCAAAGCCCGACUGAUAUCUCCAUGGAAAACAAUAUUUCUAAAGUCAUCACUGCUGUCUCCCAUGCACUAACCACAUCGACCACGCGUGCACUUACGUUUGGUUGCUGUGAGGCGUUGUGCCUCCUAUCAAUAACCUAUCCAGUGUGCACUUGGAGCAUAGGAUGGCACUGUGGGUAUGUAACCAGUACCAGUGCUCAAACCUCCCGAAUACAGGUUUACAAGAACCGUGGACGUUCCUUUAGCAUCUCACAACAAAGCCCAUCAGAAGAACCCAGGAAAAGCUGCACUGCUGGAAUGUCUAGUAUGAUUCUCUCUCUGCUCUCCUCUGCCUGGUUUCCUUUAGACCUUUCAGCACAUCAGGAUGCCUUGGUACUGGUCGGAAAUCUGCUAGCAGCUACUGCACCCAAAUCAUUGAAAAAUCCCUGGACGUCGGAAGAGGAAACAAGCCAGGGGGCAAAUAAACAAGAGGAGCCUUGGCCAGCUCUGGGUGACAGGGCAGUGGUGGGCAUGGUGGAUCAACUCUUCAUUCACUUACUGAAGGCAAUAAACAUAUGUGCUCAUGUGAUUGAUGAUAUUACUCCUGGACCAGUUGUUAAGGCUACUCUUCCCUCUCUUACCAAUCCGCCAUCCUUAAGCCCAAUCCGCCGGAAGGGAAAGGAAAGAGAUACUGCUGAGCAAGCUGCUGUUCCAUUAAGCCCAAAAAAAUCUGGUGAAGCCACCCCAGCUUCCCGUCAAACAGAGGCUUCAGGUCCUGCACAGACAAGCAAAUCUAUUGGUAGUUUCUACCAUCUCCCAUCGUAUCUCAAAUUAUAUGAUGUGUUGAAAGCUACGUACGCCAACUAUAAGGUAUCAUUAGAUCUGCAAAAUAAUAAUGAGAAGUUUGGGGGUUUUCUGCGCUCAGCUCUGGAUGUUCUGUCCCAAAUCUUGGAGCUUGCCACCCUCACAGAUAUUGCGAAGUGUGUUGAAGAAAUAUUGGGAUAUCUGAAGUCCUGCUUCAGUCGGGAACCAGUAAUGGCAACUGUUUGUGUCCAGCAACUGCUGAAAACCCUUUUUGGAACCAACUUGGCUUCUCAGUUCGAGGCAAUGUCAUCAAACCCCAGUAAAUGUCAAGGGAAAGCUCAACGCCUGGGCUCAUCCAACCUUCGCCCAGGGCUGUACCAUUACUGCUUCAUGGCGCCGUACACCCAUUUCACUCAGGCACUGGCAGAUGCAAGUCUAAGAAACAUGGUGCAGGCUGACCAAGAACAGGACACAUCAGGGUGGUUUGAUGUCCUUCAGAAGGUUUCCUCUCAGCUGAAAAACAGCAUCAGCAAUGUCACUAAGCAUCGAACAGACAAGAAUGCGAUCCAUAAUCACAUCCGUCUGUUUGAGCCUUUGGUUAUAAAAGCCCUGAAGCAGUAUACAACAACCACCUCAGUUCAGCUUCAAAGGCAAGUUCUGGAUCUCUUGGCACAACUGGUCCAGCUCCGCGUCAACUAUUGCCUCCUUGACUCUGAUCAAGUGUUUAUUGGAUUUGUGUUGAAGCAGUUUGAAUACAUUGAAGUGGGCCAGUUCAGGGAAUCGGAAGCCAUCAUUCCCAAUGUUUUCUUCUUCUUGGUACUUUUGUCAUAUGAGCGUUACCACUCAAAGCAGAUCAUUGGGAUUCCCAAAAUCAUCCAGCUGUGUGACGGCAUCAUGGCUAGUGGGAGGAAAGCAGUAACACAUGCCAUCCCUGCUCUUCAGCCCAUCGUCCAUGAUUUAUUUGUACUGAGGGGAGCAAACAAAGCCGAUGCUGGGAAAGAGCUUGAAACCCAGAAGGAGGUGGUGGUAUCGAUGCUUCUGAGGCUUAUUCAGUACCAUCAGGUGCUGGAAAUGUUCAUCUUGGUUCUGCAGCAGUGCCACAAAGAGAACGAAGACAAAUGGAAAAGGCUGUCGCGGCAGAUUGCAGAUGUCAUUCUACCAAUGCUGUCAAAGCAGCAGAUGCAUAUAGAUUCUCAUGAUGCUCUCGGCGUUAUAAAUACUUUAUUCGAAACUUUGGCCCCUUCAGCUCUUCGGCCGGUAGACAUGCUAUUAAGAAGUAUGUUUGUCGUACCGUGCACUAUGGCCUCAGUGAGCACCGUCCAGCUGUGGAUAUCAGGGAUCCUGGCUAUUCUCAGAGUUCUCAUCUCUCAGUCCACAGAGGAUAUUGUUCUGUCUCGUAUACAGGAGCUCUCCUUGUCGCCAAAGCUUAUCUGCUGUCAGAAUAUCAUGAACCUUAGGGAAGGGGAUAAUCCUUUACCUCCAGAAGUUUAUCCUGAGCAGAGUGAGAAUAAGCCGGCCCCUGAGGAAACCUUCUCUCGGUUCCUGCUUCAGUUGGUGGGCAUCCUUUUGGAGGACAUUGUGUACAAGGAGCUAAAGGUGGAUUUGAGUGAGCAGCAGCACACUUUCUAUUGCCAACAGCUGGGCACCUUACUCAUGUGCUUGAUUCACAUCUUCAAAUCAGGCACAUUCCGGCGCAUCACAAAUGCAGCAAUGAGGCUUUUCAAAGGAGAUGGUAGUAAUGGCAGCUUCUACACCUUAGAGAGCCUGAAUGGCCUUGUGGAAUCUAUGUUUCCCACUCAUCCAUCUCUCGUGCUCCUUUGGUGCCAGUUCCUGCUCCUUAUCAACUAUACCAACUACAGCUGGUGGUCUGAAGUGCACCAAACUCCCAAAAGGAACAGCUUGUCCAGCACCAAACUGCUGAGCCCUCAUAUGUCAACAGAGAGUGAUGAUCCAGAUCUGACUUCCAAACCUGGCAUUUGUAAUAGGGAAAUAGUGCGCAGGGGAGCGCUGAUUCUGUUUUGUGAUUAUGUGUGCCAGAAUCUGCAUGACUCGGAACAUCUGACCUGGCUCAUAGUCAAUCACGUCCAGGAUCUAAUAAAUCUCUCGCAUGAACCUCCAGUUCAGGACUUCAUCAGUGCAAUCCACAGAAAUUCUGCCGCCAGUGGCCUCUUCAUUCAAGCCAUCCAGUCCCGCUGUGAAAACCUGGCAGCACCGACCUCUCUAAAGAAAACACUGCAGUGCUUGGAAGGGAUCCAUCUCAGUCAGUCCGGCGCAGUGUUGUUGCUGUACAUUGACAAGCUGCUCUGUACUCCUUUCCGUGUGCUGGCUCGCAUGGUAGACACGUUAGCUUGUCGACGAGUGGAAAUGCUCUUGGCUGCUACUCCUCAGAAUAGCAUUUCUCAGUUGCCGAUGGAAGAACUGGAUAGGAUGCAGGAGUAUUUACAGAGCAGUGGGUUAGCACAAAGACACCAAAGACUUUAUUCUCUGCUGGACAGAUUUCGGAUGACCGUAGCACCAGAUACAGUUAGCCCCUUACCUUCGGUAACUUCACACCCGCUGGACGGGGAAAAUCAGGCAACGCUGGAGACGUUGGACCCUGAUAAGGAAUGGUACGUGUCUCUGGUUCGAUCCCAGUGCUUUACCCAUUCAGAUUCUGCUCUGCUGGAAGGAGCAGAACUGGUGAAUAAAAUCCCUGCGGCAGAACGGCACUCCUUCAUGACCAGCAAGAAUUUCAAUGUGAGCCUGCUCGCUCCCUGCUUAGCCCUGGGUGUACACCAAAUCUCAGGAGAACAGGACAGCUCAUUCUUUAAGACAACACUGACAGUGAUUGUGGAUCUCCUAUCUGGCAGUGUGGAGCAGCUACCAGCAGGACAUCAGGUUCUGCAGCCUCUGCAGCAGGUGGAAAGCACUGCCUACUGGGAGAAGCUCAGCCUUCUGUUUGGUGACAGCAGCGUGUACUGCUCUCUGGUGGCCCUCUGCAGAGCUCUCGCUCAGUACUUGGUUUCCCUGCCCAAACUGCCUGCAGAAUUUCACAUCCAACAGGAAAAGGAAGUGGACUUUGUGAAGUUUAUGGUGCUCUGUGUUGAGGCGAUAUCUUGGCAUUUGGUACAUGAGCAAGUCCCACUGAGUAUGGAUCUGCAGGCUGUAAUUGACUAUUGCUGCCUGACUCUCCAGCAGCCGGCAUUGUGGAACCUUUUGGCUUCCUCAGAGUAUGUGACACACGCCUGUUCCCUAAUCAUGUGUGUAAGGUUCAUCCUCGAGGCAGUUGCAGUAGAACCAGGUGACCAGCUCCUCAGUCCAGAAAGGAGAAAGAACAAAAUGUCAGAAGAUUCAGAAGAAGACCAAGUAGAUUCCAGUGAGCAAAAACACGUGUUUAUCAAGACGGCCUGUGAAAUGAUGGCUGAAAUGGUAGAAUCCCUGCAGACCAUUCUAGUGUUUGGCCACCAAAAGAACAGAAACUUUUCAGCAUUUCUCACCCCUGUCUUUAGAAAUAUUAUCAUUAGCCUGGCACGGUUGCCUCUAGUCAAUAGUUACACCAGAGUUCCUCCUUUGGUCUGGAAACUUGGAUGGGCUCCGAAAUGGGGCGGAGAAUUUGGAACUUCUCUUCCUGAAAUCCCUGUAGAGUUCCUACAAGAAAAAGAAGUUUUUAGAGAGUUUAUCUACUGUAUUAAUACACUGGGAUGGACCAGUCGUACUCAGUUUGAGGAGACAUGGGCCACCCUUCUUGGAGUUCUGGUGACACAGCCAAUGGUAAUGGACCAAGACGAGAAUCAGCAAGAGGAAGACACAGAGAGGACCCAGAUCAAUGUCCUGGCAGUACAAGCCAUCACAUCUUUAGUCCUGAGCGCCAUGACCAUUACUGUAGCGGGCAACCCUGCCAUCAGUUUCCUAGAGCAGCAGCCAAGGAACAAGAGCCUGAAAGCACUGGACACAAGGUUUGGCAGGAAACUGAGCGUUGUUAGAGGAAUAGUAGAAGAGGAAAUACAAGCCAUGGUCUCUAAGAGGGAUAAUAUUGCAACUCACCACUCGUGCCAAGCGUGGGAUCCUGUUCCUUCCCUGUCUGCUCCAACAACAGGUACUCUGAUCAACCAAGAGAGGCUCUUGCUGCAGAUAAACACUGAGAGGGAGAUCGGGAACAUGAGCUAUAAAUUAGGGCAGGUCUCCAUUCAUUCCGUCUGGCUGGGGAAUAACAUCACCCCGCUGAGGCAAGAAGAGCUUGAUGAAGACGAGGAAGAUGAGAAUGAAAACCCUACUCCUUCCUCACCACCCAUGUCUCCAAUAAACUCCAGGAAACACCGGGCCGGUGUAGACAUACACUCUUGCUCCCAGUUCCUGUUAGAGCUGUACAGCCAGUGGAUCCUUCCCACCAACACAGGGAAAAAGACUCCAGCCAUUCUGAUCAGUGAGGUGGUGAGAUCGCUCCUGACGGUGUCUGAUUUAUUUACUGAGAGGAACCAGUUUGAGAUGAUGUACACAGCACUGACAGAGCUGCAGAAACAACACCCGUCGGAAGAUGAAAUUCUCAACCAGUAUCUGGUGCCGGCCAUCUGCAAAGCUGCCGCUGUGCUGGGAAUGGACAAAGUUAUUGCAGAGCCAGUGAGCCGGAUAAUAGAGACAACACUAAGAAGCACCCAUAUGCCGAGCCGUAUCGGAGCACUACAUGGGAUACUGUACAUCCUAGAGUGUGACCUGCUCGAUGACACCGCAAAGCAGCUCAUACCCGUCAUCAGCGACUAUCUGCUUUCCAACCUGAGAGGCAUAGCACACUGUGUGAAUCUGCAUAACCAGCAGCACGUCCUCGUUAUGUGCGCCACGGCAUUCUACUUAAUUGAGAACUAUCCCCUGGAUGUAGGACCAGAGUUCACGUCAGGAAUCAUACAGAUGUGCGGCGUGAUGGUCUCUGGGAGUGAAGAGUCUACGCCCUCCAUGGUGUACCACUGUGUCAUGCGAGGAUUGGAGCGCCUCCUACUGUCGGAGCAGCUGUCCCGGCUGGAUGGGGAAGCGCUAGUGAAACUGAGUGUGGACAGAGUGAAUAUGCACAGCCCUCACCGGGCAAUGACGGCACUAGGACUGAUGCUCACCUGCAUGUACACAGGAAAAGAGAAAAUCAGCCCAGGCCGCGCCACAGAGCCCAGUCCUGCAGCUCCAGACAGCGAGUCUGUCAUUGUAGCCAUGGAGAGAGUCUCUGUGCUGUUUGACAGGAUAAGGAAAGGAUUCCCCUUUGAAGCCCGGGUGGUAGCGAGGAUCCUUCCACAGUUUUUAGAUGAUUUCUUCCCCCCACAAGACGUGAUGAACAAGGUCAUCGGGGAGUUUUUAUCCAACCAGCAGCCCUACCCACAGUUCAUGGCGACGGUUGUUUACAAGGUGUUUCAGACAUUGCAUGCCACCGGGCAGUCGUCUAUGGUGCGUGAUUGGGUCAUGCUGUCUCUCUCCAACUUCACCCAGAGAACCCCCGUUGCCAUGGCCAUGUGGAGCCUUUCCUGCUUUUUUGUCAGUGCUUCCACCAGCAAGUGGAUUUCUGCCAUUCUCCCACACGUCAUUAGCAGAAUGGGAAAGUCGGAGCCGGUAGAUGUGAAUUUAUUUUGCCUGGUGGCCAUAGACUUCUACAAACAUCAGAUUGAUGAAGAACUGGACCGGAGAUCCUUCCAGUCAGUGUUUGAGCUGGUCGCCUCCCCCGGGAGCCCCUAUUACCGGCUGCUCUUGUGUUUACAGAACGUGCAUAAGAUCACUGUGUUCUGAUUGGGUCGGCAGUGAAUCCACCCUUGAGAACGCAUGCAUGGGCCUGAUAUCCCCGGCACAGAGGCUUCUGGGUAAUAAAAGACCCUCACCAAAUGGAAGUGGAGCUUCUGUAGCCGGGCACUUGGCACUCAUUCUGCACUGAAUGUUUUUGUAAAUACCUUCUGAUGAUAAAUUUGCUUUAUUAACGUGAGCGUAAAUAUCACACAUUGGCACAUUUAUGGUAGGGGCGGGUCUGUAACAUCGCAAAGCCACACUAAAAAUAAAGGACAACUACCAACUCAGUCCAACAAGCCAUUCAGUAGAUUCACUCGGCAUCUUUUGUGAGACCUUUGUAUCCGUCUGUCGCGUCUACUAGAGAUCUUGUGACGACGCCCAGUAGAGCGUUAGAUCUGUCACUUCCAACUUGAAUGGCAUAGAGAGAGAGAUCUGGUUAUGGGUGUUUGUGGGUGUGGCCUAAUGAUGGAACAUUGUAGGUUGUUUUUUUUUUUGUCCUUAGCAUCAGUGGGCGGGGACAUGCGCAAACCCAGCUCCGCACUAACCUUCCAAUUCCUCAUAAUUUGAGUAUUAUUAUACAAGGGAACGACAUUUAUCCUGGGACUUCUGUAGCAAAGGGACCCCCAAAAGACAAAAAGAUGUAAAACAAAUUUAUCGUAUUCCAACUAAUACAUAUUUUCAGUAUAUACAUUAGGGAUGUCCAAUCUGAAUCCCUCUAGCUGUUAUUAAUGGAAACCCUCCGAACAAAUUCAUGUUUUAUUGCUCCGGCGCCACCUGCUGUUCAUUUCUGCAGAUUGGACUCUGUCGGCUGAAAUUUGAGUUAUUGAAAACAGGAAAGUCCUGUGAUGUUAUUCAGCUUCCAUCUGACCAGAGAAAGUCAGGUGACCCUUCUCUGCCACUCACUGUAUUUUCUGGACAGAACGACAUCACAAGUUUUUUUUUCUCUAAAUUCAUUUCUUACUGACAACCAUCCUGUAAUAAGCAGUUCUCUACUCCUAUUUAGGUCCUGGCUAGGAACUUUAUGGGCGGAAAGGAAGGAACAGUUGGCCAUUUCUUAAUGCUAAAGGGUUAGACCAUUGGUUCCCCACUAUAGGGCUGGCCCCUCCUCAUUGGGGCUCGCAGUCUUGUUUUUCUUCUAGGUAUUCUGGAAGCCCAUCUUAAAGUCAAUCAGAGCAAAAGUUUGGCUGAUGGUUUGGUUUUAAAUAUAAAUGCAACUGUGGCUGAAAAAAAUCUUGUUGAAUGUUGGGCCUCCAAGGGGGGUGCCUGGACCUAUAAGUCAGAAACCCUUUGGGUAUAUUGUCAUCCUUAAGGAAGGUAACAGUUCAUUAUAUUUAUAUGCAGACAAAACCCUUUUACACUGGGGUUUUACUUGCCCUUUACUGUAAACUACAGGACUUGUGCCUGGUAUCUGAAUAACACAUGGGCACGUUUGGGGGCAGGCCAGGCAGAUGUAGGAUGUUUUACAGGUAGGAAAUUACUACAAAGUUUGCUGGGGAGCUGGUAAGGAUUUAGUUUCCAGAGUGACAUGGGCACUUUGACCAACAGCGCCCUCUGGUGGAGAAUAGCAGCAUUCCAACCCCCCUCCUGGCCACUUGUCAUGCUGCUCUUGCUGCUCAGUGAGAAAGUGGCCCCUAGCUCUGCUCCCAUCAGUAGCUGGCCAACCUGUAGUGUCAGAGGGAAGCAUAUGGCGCAGUCUCCUGGCAGUAACUGGUGGGACUGGAAGUGGUGGCAUUGCAGCCCAUUAAUGAGUAGUGUGGUGCAGUUAAUACUAUUUCCCACUGCACAUCCCUGUGUUGGAACCAUAGAAUGCAACCUGUUGUUGGCCCCAGCCUUCUGUAGAACCAUCCUAGCAAUGGGGGGAGUCAGUGGUGUCCCUGGGCAUCCCCCACAAAUUGGCCUGAGAAGAGAGUCCCCCCAAAGACAGGAGGAGGAGAACAGGAAAGGAGAAGGGGGCAGUAAGUGAGGAGCACAAAGCAAAAUCCCCCCUAGUUCUAUUAGUAUGAGGUUGGGUCAUUGCAUUUUUAAUCUAUAAAAUGCAGGUAAAGUUAUCAGGACAUUCUCUGGUUAUAUACCAGCUCCCUAAAGGAAUAUUCUGGGUGGGGAGGUUGAUUUCCCCUAUAGGGGGAGGAGACUGUGAGACUCACAACACAUAACUAACACGGGUGCACCAAACUCCAUACUUAAAUAUUUGUGUAUUUAGAAUAGUAUAUCUGUGUGUGUGUGAUUGUAUGGGGGCCACUGGGUGGAAAAAGUCCAGUGGGAAAAUAAAAACGACCCUUUCAUUGCCAGGCAGGGUAGAAUCCAUGUUUUCGGGUUUCCACUAGGCAGCUGUGGGUUCUCUGGCAACACGCGGCAUGCAAAGGGUUAAUGCUAAUAAUGCUAAUUACGAUGUUUGUGCUUUUGUUGUACCUACUCUGAACACUAAGACUGGCAAAUUUUCUAUUAUUUUUGUGAUCCUAUUUUUCCCUGUAUGAAUGGGCAACUGGAUUAUGUGUCCACUGUAACCCGCCAUUAGUGUGUCCAGUCCCGCCCACAUCUUAUGUUUCAGAUUCUGUGCCCCGCCCACUGAGUGCGCUCUACCAUAGGCAGCUGUGGUCUCCUUGCUGCUGCAAGUUGCCUUAUAAGCUGUUUAUUUGCCCCUCUCCUGCAGUCCUGAGCCUGACAAUGACCCCAAAAGCUUAUAUUUUUCAACAUUAGGCUCCUCCCAGUCCACGCCCAUGACAUGAGAAAUAUGCCCACAACAUACUUCAGCUUGGAACAGCGGGACGUGAGGCUCGGUACUAAUAUAUUGUGCAUUUCUGAUGUGACGCCUUUAGGAUGUGCAUGGGAUUCGCUUCAUCUCAGCCCGCUCCGUGCCCAUCAUUGGGGCCUCCUAUCACUUCUGUUGUUACCACUUUUGUUUUCUGCGCAACGUUACAGUAAGUGAAAGAGAAGCAUUCCGGGCCGCUCACAGACAAGUACUGAGUACUGUUACUCCUGUAUGGGUGCCAUGAUAGACUGACGUCUUGAGCCCUGUGUUCCCAAGGUGCAGAGAGGAGAGAUAUAUAUAUAUAUUUAGAUGUAUGUUUCAAUGAAAGAUUGCUGGUUAUAUUUCGUACAAUAUUAAAGGAGCAUUAAAUUAUCCAUUGUUUUACUCUUUA
Xenopus tropicalis (tropical clawed frog) is the source of this 12745-nucleotide messenger RNA. It is a transcript of the gene htt, whose product is annotated as huntingtin. NCBI's taxonomy places the organism in Eukaryota, Metazoa, Chordata, Amphibia, Anura, Pipidae. The transcript is spliced from 68 exons. The coding region runs from base 240 to 9611 and encodes 3123 amino acids. The record is from RefSeq and is a predicted model, not a curated record. Gene Ontology annotation, cellular component: nucleus; cytoplasm.